Messenger RNA from Penicillium angulare, 933 nucleotides. Its product is annotated as protein-S-isoprenylcysteine carboxyl O-methyltransferase. Gene Ontology annotation, molecular function: protein C-terminal S-isoprenylcysteine carboxyl O-methyltransferase activity. Gene Ontology annotation, biological process: C-terminal protein methylation. The record is from RefSeq and is a predicted model, not a curated record. The coding region runs from base 1 to 933 and encodes 310 amino acids. Gene Ontology annotation, cellular component: membrane; endoplasmic reticulum. Lineage: Eukaryota; Fungi; Ascomycota; Eurotiomycetes; Eurotiales; Aspergillaceae. The transcript has 2 exons.
AUGUCCGGCGCCAUCGACUCCAUAGCUACAGGCUCGCAGUUCUUCCCAGAAGACGUACAUCUGUCGCGCUACCCCGGUCGCCAAUCUCGAAUCCCCGAAGAAUGGCAUCCCUCCUCCCUCCGUCCUGGCCGACGCGAUAGCGAUACCCCCUCCGCAACAUCCACCGACUCUGCACCCGCCGAAACCGACCUUUCAAACUACCCAAAUGGCAGCAAAUCGCUUUCUGGCAUAUCAUUACGCGCAUUUCUCCUUGGCACAUCCCUCGGCCUUGCAAGCGCUGUGACGCUUUUCCUCACCAUCUUUACAAACACAGGUUUCUGGCGUGUACCCUUCUUCAUCGCCUCCCUGAGCCUCUUCCAUUUCCUCGAAUUCUACGUCACAGCAACAUACAAUACAAGUGCGGCAGAUGUGACCGCAUUCUUGUUAUCAAGUAAUGGAUGGGCAUAUAAUGUCGCCCACGGCGCAGCCAUGGUGGAAUGUAUUGUCGCGCACUACUUCUGGCCUGGCCAAUCUGCCCUCGGCAAAAUGAUUGCUGUGACGGUGCCAUUUUAUGGACCGGCCGUCUCGCCCCUUCUGAUUCUGGGAUUGGGUCUUGUAUUGCUGGGCCAGGUCGUCAGGACUUUUGCGAUGGCGCAGGCGGCAAGUAACUUUAAUCAUCAUGUGCAGUCGGAGCAUAGGCAGGGCCAUGUGCUUGUUACGCAUGGACUGUAUCAGUUUCUUCGGCAUCCGAGCUAUUUUGGGUUCUUUUGGUGGGGUCUUGGGACACAGUUGGUGCUGGGCAAUGUAGUAUGUUUUGUUGGGUAUUCGCUGGUUUUGUGGAAGUUCUUUUACACAAGAAUCGAACGCGAAGAGGCAUUUUUAAUCCGAUUCUUUGGAGCUGAAUAUGUGCAGUUCAAGGAGAAGACUCCCGUUGGCAUACCUUUCAUUCGUUGA